This is a messenger RNA of Perkinsus marinus ATCC 50983, 253 nucleotides long. RefSeq lists its product as hypothetical. The transcript has 2 exons. The record is from RefSeq and is a predicted model, not a curated record. Gene Ontology annotation, biological process: proteolysis. Gene Ontology annotation, molecular function: cysteine-type peptidase activity. The annotation marks the transcript as partial. NCBI's taxonomy places the organism in Eukaryota, Perkinsozoa, Perkinsida, Perkinsidae.
AUGUACGCGAGGGGUCGUGGUAUAGUGCGAGCCAGUAGCUACCCUUAUGAGGCUGAGGUUGGUAUGUGUAAGUAUUCCGUCACUGAGGAUCCAAACCUGCAGUGUCUCAAGGAUGGUGAUAUCUAUGGAGUCGUUGACGUACCGGCGGCCAACGAGGGUCGCAUGAUGGAAGCUGUAGCUACCGGACCAGUGACGGUUAUUCUAUAUGGUUCGGCCCCGACAUUCAAACAUUACAAAGGCGGGAUUAUCACAA